This is a messenger RNA of Maudiozyma barnettii, 1143 nucleotides long. RefSeq names its product DNA polymerase delta subunit POL32 (gene POL32). The record is from RefSeq and is a predicted model, not a curated record. Lineage: Eukaryota; Fungi; Ascomycota; Saccharomycetes; Saccharomycetales; Saccharomycetaceae. The transcript has a single exon. Bases 1 to 1143 code for a protein of 380 amino acids.
AUGUCAGAUGAAGAUUAUUCUAAAUUUAUAUCUGAGAAACUUUUCACUAAAGUUAAACCUGUUAUUUUUACUGAUUUAAUCAAUGAAUUUAAAUGUGGUCCAAAUAAAGCUAAGAGUCAGAUGUAUUCGUAUUAUAAGAAUACCAGUAAUGUCAAAUUUCAAUGUGUUCUUGUAGCGUGUUAUUCAAAUGAUAAAAUUAAAAUCAUAAAUGAUGUUAAUAAUAUAGAGAACCAAGAUAAGAUGACUGAUUGUUUCAUAUAUGCAUUUAAUCCAAUGGAUGUGUUCAAUCCUGUUAAUGAUGCUUUAGUAAGAAUGGAUGAUCUACUAAUUAAGAAUCCAAAUAAAAUAAGUAUAGAGUCAAACAGCAUAAACAAAGCACCUGAGCUAACUAGAACCAAGACCGUAGAUAAUGAAAUUAAACCGAAGAAAGUUCUAGAUGAAAUUAAAAGAUCUAACACCCUGCCUGAAGCUAAUUAUAAAAUAAAGAAAGAGGAACACAUCAAGGAGAAGAAACAAGAAAGUAAAUUGAGACCAACAGAAUUAUUAGCUAAGAUGAGACAGGAGAGAGAGCAAAAGGAGAAAGAUAGACAAGAAGAAUUGAAGAAAAGGAAAGAUGAACAGGCACAACAAAAGAUGAAAAGCGAUCCAAAGGCUGCUGCUCAAAUAAAAGAAUUAAAUGACAUAUUUGCAAAUGAUGAUAUGUCAGAUUACGUUGAUGAGGAUGAUAAAAAUAUGGCUAAGGCCACAAUAGAUGAUGAUAUAACGCAAUCUUCACCACAAAAUACCAAUAAGAUACAACAGUCUACGAUAAAUCCUUCUGAUCUUGAAGAAAUAUUGGAUACUACAGGUGAGGAAUCCCUUUUAAUGUUUUCGCAAAAUGAGAAAAAACAGGCACCAGCAAAAGGCAAAACAGAGCAUAAUACAAAUAAAGAGGAAGAAGAGGUAACAACAUAUCUGGAUGAAGAUGGUUAUAUGGUCACUAAGAAAUCCACAAAUAAAUGUGAACCUAUUGCCAAGGCAGAAUCUAGGAAGAGAUCAUCACCAAUUGCAUCCUCGUUGAAAUCAUCAGUUAAGAAGGUAAAGAUGGCACCAGCAAAGAGGAAACAAGGAUCUCUUGAUUUCUUCUUUAAAAAAAAUAAAUAA